Messenger RNA from Varanus komodoensis (Komodo dragon), 1228 nucleotides. It is a transcript of the gene RFC2, whose product is annotated as replication factor C subunit 2. Bases 1 to 1050 code for a protein of 349 amino acids. Lineage: Eukaryota; Metazoa; Chordata; Lepidosauria; Squamata; Varanidae. The record is from RefSeq and is a predicted model, not a curated record. The transcript has 11 exons. Gene Ontology annotation, molecular function: ATP binding; ATP hydrolysis activity; DNA binding. Gene Ontology annotation, biological process: DNA-templated DNA replication; DNA repair. Gene Ontology annotation, cellular component: nucleus; DNA replication factor C complex.
AUGGCGGCGGUUGCCAUGGAGGUGGCCGGCCCUGCGCAUCCCUCUCCUGCGGAGAAGCCGGCGGGGCUCGCCGCGAGCGGCCACUACGAGCUGCCCUGGGUUGAAAAAUACAGGCCUGCAAAGCUGUCAGAAAUAGUUGGCAAUGAAGACACCGUGAGCAGAUUGGAGGUCUUUGCAAGGGAAGGCAAUGUCCCGAAUAUAAUUAUUGCUGGACCUCCAGGAACUGGAAAAACCACAAGCAUCCUCUGUUUGGCUCGAGCUCUUCUGGGCCCCGCCGUGAAGGAGGCAGUUCUGGAGCUGAAUGCCUCCAAUGACAGAGGCAUUGAUGUUGUGCGGAACAAAAUCAAGAUGUUUGCUCAGCAGAAGGUCACCCUUCCAAAAGGCCGGCAUAAAAUUAUAAUCUUGGAUGAAGCGGACAGCAUGACGGAUGGAGCUCAGCAAGCCCUGAGACGGACGAUGGAGAUUUAUUCCAAGACGACACGCUUCGCUCUGGCUUGCAAUGCUUCGGACAAAAUCAUAGAGCCCAUCCAGUCUCGCUGUGCCGUGCUGCGCUACACCAAGCUGAGCGAUGCACAGAUCCUCGCCCGGCUCAUGAAAAUCGUCGAGAAGGAGAACGUGCAGUACACGGACGACGGGCUGGAGGCCAUUAUCUUCACCGCUCAGGGGGACAUGAGGCAGGCACUGAACAACCUGCAGUCCACCCAUUCCGGCUUUGAAUUUGUCAACAGUGAGAAUGUGUUCAAGGUGUGCGAUGAACCUCACCCUCUGCUGGUGAAGGAGAUGAUCGGGCACUGCGUCAGUGCAAAUAUUGACGAAGCGUACAAGAUUCUCGCCCACUUGUGGAGACUCGGCUACUCACCCGAAGACAUAAUAGGCAACAUUUUCAGAGUGUGCAAAACCUACCCGAUGGCCGAGUACCUGAAGCUGGAGUUCAUCAAGGAAAUUGGCUAUAUUCAUAUGAGGAUAGCUGAAGGGGUGAAUUCGCUGCUGCAGAUGGCAGGCCUGCUGGCCCGGCUUUGUCAGAAAACGGCUGCUCCCACGGUGAGCUGAGGGCGUGGACAGGGGCCCGGCUUUGUGAGGAAGUAAUUCUGCAAGCAGACUGCAGCCGUUUCGUGUGAUUCUGUGGCGAAGGUGACUUUUGGCUCGUCUGGCCACAGAAGUCAAAACUUUUGUAUCAUGCAGCUCAUAGAGUUUUAAACUUCAGGCCAAAUAAAGCUCGAUAGAAGAA